Molecule: messenger RNA, 5910 nt
Organism: Serendipita indica DSM 11827
Lineage: Eukaryota; Fungi; Basidiomycota; Agaricomycetes; Sebacinales; Serendipitaceae
Source: the annotation of a GenBank genome assembly
AUGCCACCUCAAACGUCGACCAAACCAAAUCAAGGUCUCUCUACUGCUGCAGAAAGAUCUUCAAGAAAGAGGGAUCAAGUCCAAAAUGCGGCCAGCAUCGCACUGGAUGUAGUCGCAAACGUAGCAGAGGCGUCGGAUAUCCUCGCGCCUCUCAAGGCAGCCUGCAAAACAACAAAGUCAAUCAUCGACGUCAAGCAGACCAUCGAUGACAAUCAAGGAGACUGGAACGACCUAGUACGCCGCCUGGAGGAAUAUAUGUGGGCUAUCGAGAGCCAAAUCGACUCUCUCGAAAAGUAUCCUCCAGAGGAUAGGGCUGUCGACGAGGCGUUUAGCCAGCCUCUCGUUCGUUAUGUCGAACUUCUCGAGGAUAUUCAUUGUGCCAUUGUCAAUGAUGCGCAUAAGCGACGCCGCACCAGCCGCAGUGCUUUUACAGCCAUCGGAAAUGUGAGGAUCGACGCUGGGAUGAUUCUAAAAUUCAACCAAGAGAUCGAGGAUCGACAUAGGCAAUUCACGGCCGCUUUGGAUCUGUUCAUUGGACACCGCGUUCAGGUCAUCGAACGGAACACCAAGGCCACCAAGUCGGACGUCGAUGCAUCUUUCAUAUUCCAACUCCCGAUGGUGGCAUUCGUCCCAUCCUCGGUACACACCACCUGUCUACAAGGCACACGUCAGGCUGUUCUCCAGACAAUCCGGAACUGGGCCGAGGACGAUACCUCGGAUAAACGAAUAUUCUGGCUUUGCGACAUAGCUGGCUCCGGCAAGUCCACAGUCGCCAUGUCAGUAGCGGCAUCGUGGCGCACGGAAAGAGCUCUAGGAGGCCAGUUUUUCUUUUCAAUGUCCAAUAACGAUACAUCGACCACCGAAAAGUUCUGUUCGACUAUGGCAAGAGAUCUUGUCCAUCACAUUCCAGAACUCGCACCGCACGUCGCAGAUGCUGUGAAGCGAAAUCCUUCGAUCAUGCGAAGCUCACUUGAAGAACAGUUCCGCACACUCAUCACCGAUCCACUCCGCUAUCGACAGGAGCGUGUAGUUCUCAUUGUCGACGCUAUAGACGAGUGCAAAUCCGGACCUCAGCGAAGGGAGCUUCUCGACACGCUCGCUAAAGCCGUUCGAGAAAGCAGGAACGUCAAGAUCUUCAUUACGAGUCGGCCAGACCCUGUCAUCGAAUCAGUUCUUCAGCCACUCUCGAUCAAAUCUAAACUGGAAGACCGACUCCACGAUAUUAAACAUCGUGACAACGUGGAUGACAUCGCCGCCUAUGUCCACCAAUCACUCUACACCGUUCUGCCCCAGGACAAGAGGCAACGGCUGAUUGAGAAGUCGAGCGGGUUGUUCAUCUGGGCCAGUACCGCAUGUCGGAUGAUCAACAAUGAAACGACAUGGGAAGCGCCUGAGAGCAUAUAUGGCUCGUUGGUCUCAGCGGACCAAACUGGAGAGAUCGACGAGGUAUACAAACUCAUCUUCGAGAGGACAGAUCCCAAAUACCAUACCAUCAUGUGGAGCAUGCUUGCGCUACUCCUCGCUGCAUUCGAACCACUUACCGCCGAGGAUCUUGAUAAUAUUCUCAAGCAUAGCAGACUACGGGGAAAUUCCAAGGCAACAAAAGUCAUUCAGUUUCGUCACCCUACUCUUGUGGAAUAUCUGCGACGGCGCUGUCUAGGCCCAGACCUCAAAGAGCUGAGUGGAAUGUAUAUAGAUAUCGCCAAUGCGCACGGUCAAAUUGCAUCGUGGGGUUUCAAUAAUCUUCAAGCACCGAAGGAAGGCCUCAAGUUCAAUAUAUGUGAAAUCGAGUCGUCCUUCUAUCGAAACAGAGAGAUGCCGGAUCUAGAGGCAAGAAUAUCAAAGUUCAUCAGAAUGAACGUUCGAUAUGCGAGUUUACACUGGCCGUUUCAUAUGGCCGAAACGGAUAGCAAAUGGAGAAGCAAGCUCAGAAAUGAAGUUGAACAGAUUAUUCGAGUUCCAUAUGUACUAUAUUGGAUGGAGGUCCUGAGCCUGAUUGGAGGACUGCCUCGAGCUAUAGAUGGGCUCCGAGCUGUGACGCGCAAUACUGUGAGUGGCUCGCCUCAAUAUAUUCGCAUUUUUAACAAAGGAAAGGUUGAAAAAGAGGCUAAGAGCCGCAUAAGUGAAGUGAUGCGGUUUAUGAUGGCAUUUUCAGUACCUAUUCAAGAGAGUGCUCCGCACAUCUACAUCUCGGCGCUUCCGUUCACACCUACAGAAUCGCAUCUGCAUAUUGAGGGGUUAGAUAUGUAUAAGAACACUCUCAAAGUGACUAGAGGGCUGGAGAAGACAUACCGGGGACUUCCAGAAGCGCUUCGGGGACAUACAAAUAUGGUCAUGGCAAUCGCAUUUUCACCAGACGGCUCACGCAUUGUCUCUGGAUCGUAUGAUAAUACGAUUCGACUAUGGGAUGCGGAGACGGGCCAGUCGUUGGGAGAACCACUCCGAGGCCACACAAGCUCGGUCACCGCCGUCGCAUUCUCACCAGACGGCUCGCGAAUCGUCUCUGGCUCGGGCGAUCAUACCAUUCGACUAUGGAAUGCGGAGACGGGCCAGUCGUUGGGAGACCCACUCCGAGGCCACACAAACUCGGUCACCGCCGUCGCAUUCUCACCAGACGGCUCGCGAAUCGUCUCUGGCUCGGAUGAUAAGACGAUUCGACUAUGGAAUGCGGAGACGGGCCAGUCGUUGGGAGACCCACUCCGAGGCCACACAAACUGGGUCACCGCCGUCGCAUUCUCACCAGACGGCUCGCGAAUCGUCUCUGGCUCGCACGAUCACACGAUUCGACUAUGGAAUGCGGAGACGGGCCAGUCGUUGGGAGACCCACUCCGAGGCCACACAAACUCGGUCAGGGCCGUCGCAUUCUCACCAGACGGCUCGCGAAUCGUCUCUGGCUCGGAUGAUAACACGAUUCGACUAUGGAAUGCGGAGACGGGCCAGUCGUUGGGAGACCCACUCCGAGGCCACACAAACUGGGUCAGGGCCGUCGCAUUCUCACCAGACGGCUCGCGAAUCGUCUCUGGCUCGGAUGAUAAGACGAUUCGACUAUGGAAUGCGGAGACGGGCCAGUCGUUGGGAGACCCACUCCGAGGCCACACAAACUCGGUCACCGCCGUCGCAUUCUCACCAGACGGCUCGCGAAUCGUCUCUGGCUCGUGGGAUAACACGAUUCGACUAUGGAAUGCGGAGACGGGCCAGUCGUUGGGAGACCCACUCCGAGGCCACACAAACUGGGUCACGGCCGUCGCAUUCUCACCAGACGGCUCGCGAAUCGUCUCUGGCUCGCACGAUCACACGAUUCGACUAUGGAAUGCGGAGACGGGCCAGUCGUUGGGAGACCCACUCCGAGGCCACACAAACUCGGUCACCGCCGUCGCAUUCUCACCAGACGGCUCGCGAAUCGUCUCUGGCUCGCACGAUCACACGAUUCGACUAUGGAAUGCGGAGACGGGCCAGUCGUUGGGAGACCCACUCCGAGGCCACACAAACUCGGUCACCGCCGUCGCAUUCUCACCAGACGGCUCGCGAAUCGUCUCUGGCUCGUGGGAUACGACGAUUCGACUAUGGAAUGCGGAGACGGGCCAGUCGUUGGGAGACCCACUCCGAGGCCACACAAACUGGGUCAGGGCCGUCGCAUUCUCACCAGACGGCUCGCGAAUCGUCUCUGGCUCGGAUGAUAAGACGAUUCGACUAUGGAAUGCGGAGACGGGCCAGUCGUUGGGAGACCCACUCCGAGGCCACACAAACUCGGUCAGGGCCGUCGCAUUCUCACCAGACGGCUCGCGAAUCGUCUCUGGCUCGUGGGAUAAGACGAUUCGACUAUGGAAUGCGGAGACGGGCCAGUCGUUGGGAGACCCACUCCGAGGCCACACAAACUCGGUCAGGGCCGUCGCAUUCUCACCAGACGGCUCGCGAAUCGUCUCUGGCUCGGAUGAUAACACGAUUCGACUAUGGAAUGCGGAGACGGGCCAGUCGUUGGGAGACCCACUCCGAGGCCACACAAACUGGGUCAGGGCCGUCGCAUUCUCACCAGACGGCUCGCGAAUCGUCUCUGGCUCGCACGAUCACACGAUUCGACUAUGGAAUGCGGAGACGGGCCAGUCGUUGGGAGACCCACUCCGAGGCCACACAAACUCGGUCACCGCCGUCGCAUUCUCACCAGACGGCUCGCGAAUCGUCUCUGGCUCGUGGGAUACGACGAUUCGACUAUGGAAUGCGGAGACGGGCCAGUCGUUGGGAGACCCACUCCGAGGCCACACAAACUCGGUCAGGGCCGUCGCAUUCUCACCAGACGGCUCGCGAAUCGUCUCUGGCUCGGAUGAUAAGACGAUUCGACUAUGGAAUGCGGAGACGGGCCAGUCGUUGGGAGACCCACUCCGAGGCCACACAAACUGGGUCACCGCCGUCGCAUUCUCACCAGACGGCUCGCGAAUCGUCUCUGGCUCGGGCGAUCAUACCAUUCGACUAUGGAAUGCGGAGACGGGCCAGUCGUUGGGAGACCCACUCCGAGGCCACACAAACUGGGUCAGCGCCGUCGCAUUCUCACCAGACGGCUCGCGAAUCGUCUCUGGCUCGGGCGAUCAUACCAUUCGACUAUGGAAUGCGGAGACGGGCCAGUCGUUGGGAGACCCACUCCGAGGCCACACAAACUGGGUCAGCGCCGUCGCAUUCUCACCAGACGGCUCGCGAAUCGUCUCUGGCUCGGAUGAUAAGACGAUUCGACUAUGGAAUGCGGAGACGGGCCAGUCGUUGGGAGACCCACUCCGAGGCCACACAAACUCGGUCACCGCCGUCGCAUUCUCACCAGACGGCUCGCGAAUCGUCUCUGGCUCGGGCGAUCAUACCAUUCGACUAUGGAAUGCGGAGACGGGCCAGUCGUUGGGAGACCCACUCCGAGGCCACACAAACUCGGUCACCGCCGUCGCAUUCUCACCAGACGGCUCGCGAAUCACGGGCCAGUCGUUGGGAGACCCACUCCGAGGCCACACAAACUGGGUCAGCGCCGUCGCAUUCUCACCAGACGGCUCGCGAAUCGUCUCUGGCUCGGGCGAUCAUACCAUUCGACUAUGGAAUGCGGAGACGGGCCAGUCGUUGGGAGACCCACUCCGAGGCCACACAAACUGGGUCAGCGCCGUCGCAUUCUCACCAGACGGCUCGCGAAUCGUCUCUGGCUCGGGCGAUCAUACCAUUCGACUAUGGAAUGCGGAGACGGGCCAGUCGUUGGGAGACCCACUCCGAGGCCACACAAACUCGGUCACCGCCGUCGCAUUCUCACCAGACGGCUCGCGAAUCGUCUCUGGCUCGCGCGAUCAUACCAUUCGACUAUGGAAUGCGGAGACGGGCCAGUCGUUGGGAGACCCACUCCGAGGCCACACAAACUGGGUCAGGGCCGUCGCAUUCUCACCAGACGGCUCGCGAAUCGUCUCUGGCUCGGAUGAUAAUACGAUUCGACUAUGGAAUGCGGAGACGGGCCAGUCGUUGGGAGACCCACUCCGAGGCCACACAGACUGGGGAGGCGCCGUUGCAUUCUCACCAGACGGCUUGGAAAUCACGUCGGUUCCGGCUGGCAGCACAAUUGCACUAUGGAACACCGCAUUUGCCGAGUUAUCCAACCAUAAUGGUCAGUUGAGCCAGUCAAUCCAGGAUGGCCUUAUCUCGCAUCAAAAUACCCUGGCUUUAUUGAAAGUUAUGCUUUCCCAGCUCCGAACAUUUACUCUCUCUGAUGACGGUUGGGUGCAUCUCUCAGGGAAGCUUCUAUUUUGGGUUCCACCAGACAAUCGGCUCUCAUUAGCGUCUCCACUCCUCCUCAACUUACCAACGUCCAGCCCUCCCUACCCGACCAAAUUCGACUUCGCUCAUUUCCACUGUGGCCCUUCAUGGACAAAAGUCCGAGACAGCAUUAAUCAAUGA